CGCCUACUUUCCCUGCAAAUCCUCUCGCGCGGCGCUGAUCUAGGAGGAGGCAGCGGCGGCGGCGGUGGCCUCUGGACCUUACUCUCUGAAUUAGGUGCUUGACUGAAGCUGAUAGAGAAUGGAAACAUUUCCUUGGCAAUGUCUCUGGGAAGACUCCUCCGUCGUGCCUCUUCCAAAGCAUCUGAUCUCCUGACCUUAAAUGCCAGCAGCAGCUGUGGUGGUUCAUCUUCCAUCUUGGAUGGAGAGAUUAUCUAUUCCAAGAACAAUGUUUGUGUCCACCCCCCUGAGAUGCUGCAAGGUGUUGUGGAACAUCAUCCAGGCUACUUGUGCUUGUACAUGGAGAAGGAUGAGCUGCUUGGAACCACGCUUAUCCUGGCCUGGGUCCCCAACUCCCGUAUUCAGAGGCAGGAUGAAGAGGCUCUCCGUUACAUCACGCCCGAGAGCUCCCCUGUCCGCAAGGCUCCCCGCAAGCGCAACCGACACACUCAGGGUUUUGGCAUCCCUAUGCAGGCUUCUUCUGUUGAACAGAAGCAAGCUGAGACCCCAAAAGAUGAGGAGGACAUUUUGACUGUGUCACAGCUGGUGAGGGAUGUGGCUCAUGUCAGCCCCCCUUCGGAAGAAGGGGACAAAUUGUCCCACAGCUGCUCGGCCACAUGCAACAUCCACAGCUCCACUCAGCCUGUUCACAGUGACUCAGGAAUUUUAUCGACAAUCAGUUCUCAGGAUGAACAGAACCGAUUAGAGGAGUCCGUAGAGGAAGGGCUGGAGGGCCAUUUGGAGACAGGAGAAGACGAAGGCUCUUUGGAGUUGUCCGCCGAUGAUGUUAGCAAAGAUAGCACGUUUGACUCGGAUUCAGAUGCCUUCUCUUCUCCAUUCUGCCUCUCACCCAUAAGCGAAGCACUUGUGGAAAAUGUUAGCUCUAUGUUCCUGGUUAAUGAAAACCGAGACACAUGUGAAAGCCACAUGACUCGCUCAACCAGUUCCAGUUCAAGCCUUGAUCCCAGUUCCCAAUUCCAGGAGAAUAAUGGGCAGGUCCAGGCCUCUAGAUGGGAUGAGCAACAGAAGGUCUUUGCCUUGGAACAGAUCUGUGGGGUCUUCAGAGUUGACUUGGGGCAGAUGAGAUCUCUUCGCCUUUUUUUCAGUGAUGAGGCCUGUACCAGCGGGCAGUUGGUGGUUGCUAGCCGGGAGAGUCAGUAUAAGAUUUUUCACUUUCACCAUGGUGGCCUGGAUAAACUCUCCGAAGUGUUUCAGCAAUGGAAGUAUUGCACAGAGACGCAUCUCAAAGACCAGCAGCUCACCGACGUGAAGACCUGCAUGCAGUUCUCCAUUCGCCGGCCCAAGCUCCCCUCCUCUGAGACCCACCCAGAGGAGAACGCGUAUAAGCGCUUAGAUGUCUCUGGGUGGCUUCGUCAUUUAAACGAGGCUGGACAAGUCGAAGAAGAGUACAAGCUGAAGAAGGCUAUUUUCUUUGGCGGGAUCGAUGUCUCAAUCCGUGGUGAAGUUUGGCCCUUCUUGUUGCGCUACUAUAGCUAUGAAUCCACCUCGGAAGAGAGGGAAGCUCUCCGUAUUGCAAAGAGAGAGGAAUAUUUUCAGAUCCAACAGAAAAGGCUCUCCCUAGCACCAGAGGAGCAGAAGGCCUUCUGGAGGAAUGUGCAGUUCACCGUUGAUAAAGACGUGGUGAGGACCGACCGCAGUAACCAGUUUUUCCGAGGAGAGAACAACCCCAACGUGGAGACUAUGAGGCGGAUCUUGCUGAACUAUGCAGUGUACAACCCGGCCAUUGGCUAUUCCCAGGGAAUGUCUGACCUCGUGGCCCCCAUCCUUGCUGAGGUUCUGGAUGAAUCGGAUACUUUCUGGUGCUUUGUUGGUUUGAUGCAAAACACGAUCUUUAUCAGCUCCCCUCGGGAUGACGAUAUGGAGAAGCAGCUGAUGUACCUGCGAGAACUGCUGCGGUUGAUGCAUGUACGCUUUUACCAGCACCUGGCUUCCCUUGGGGAGGAUGGUCUUCAGAUGCUUUUUUGUCACCGUUGGAUCCUCCUCUGCUUUAAGCGAGAGUUUCCGGACGCCGAAGCCCUGCGCAUGUGGGAAGCCUGCUGGGCUCAUUAUCAGACUGACUAUUUCCAUCUCUUCAUCUGUGUGGCUAUUGUGGUGAUCUAUGGGGAUGAUGUCAUCGAGCAGCAACUGGCCACCGACCAGAUGCUGCUACACUUUGGGAACCUCACCAUGCACAUGAAUGGGGAGCUCAUACUCAGGAAGGCUAGGAGUUUGCUCUAUCAGUUCCGCCUGCUACCCCGGAUCCCCUGCAGUCUGCAUGACUUGUGCAAACUCUGCGGAACAGGCAUGUGGGACAGUGGCUAUAUCCCCGCCGUGGAAUGCACUGGGAAUCACCCGGACUCCGAUAGCUGCCCAUAUGGAGGCAUGGUGGAUGAGCCGUCUCCCAAGUCAGGAAAUGAUUGCAGAAGGGGACUUAAAACACGAGAGGUCUUUGCCUUCCGGAAAUAAUCGUUCAGGUUCAUGAAGAUCAGCUACGUGAGAACUGCAAAGCAGUGAGCACAGAAAAUUCGGCACAGUCGGGACCUGGCAAGCAAAAAAAAAAAAAAAGAAGAACAAAACAAGGGGUUUUUCUUCGGAUCCCAAAACAAGGUUGGUCAUGGGAGGAGAACAGAAUAUAACAGAACGAUACAGAGUGGAAGAGUUUCCUGCUUUCUGAUCAGAGCUGGAUUUUGAUGUGCACCAUACCAGGAAGCGGGUUGAUGAGAGUAUGGAGUUGCAUUGUAGUUUGGAACAAAUGGUGAGAGAGGGGCGGAUGCUGGCAAAUUGGGGUCAAAAGUGACCUGGGAUUCCCUGCCUCCCUUGUCAUGUAGGGAAUAGUGACUGCUUUAGAACAUGAAUCCAAAACCAGCAACCCUGAUGAUAGGUGAAGGGGCAGGGUCGGCCUUAUCCCUUUGCCCAGGUGCACCCACACACCUAUGCAUGCAGAUACUGCUUUAACCAAAAUGCACCACUCACUGGCUUUAUGUAAAGCCACAAUGACCAACUGGAGUAUAGUCUGCCAAAAACAAUAAAAAAAAAUAUAAAUUUUGGGGUUCCCAAAGGAAACAUUUCAGUGUGUGUGUGUAAACCUUGAUCACUGUAUUUUAAAUGCCUUUGGUUUUUCUCCAUAUUACACAUCAAAUGUUCGUCAUUAGGAAAGUUUCACUGUGAAUGUAAAUUAUGCAAAAUCACACCUCAUACAAGAUUGUCUGUUUGAUUUAAACUUGUCAAGUAAAAGAAACUGGGAAAAAGUUCUUCUCGGUAGCCCAGCGAGAAGAAUCACUUUGAAAGCAUUUAGCUUCAUUAACAACUUCUCCAGUGAGGACUUUGGGGAUCAGAAGGCUACAAGUUUCAGAGCCAUUGCGUUCUCCUUUCAGACCAGUAGCCUACAUCUAGCUACCCUGUGUCCUUCUCCAGUUUUACUGUUGUUGAUUUAACUGUUUCCUAGUUAAAAUAACAAUAAAAAGCCCACCUUGCUACACAGUGGUAGGAUCAUCCUGAUAAUAUUGAGGUGGUGAAAGGAAUGCUUACCCGAAUAACGUGAGGAUUCUUAGUUCAGUUCAAAAGUUAUUGAGGUCAAAGACCAGUAUAGAAGAAAACAAUUAACAAACUCUUUAAAAAUAAAAGAGGAAGGAAGGCCAAACUAAAACGAUAGUAACCCACUAUUAUUGCCAAUAUACAUUUUCAGCCAUUAUAAUUUGGCUCUUUGUCAAAUAGCAAGGCAGUGAAGCUCUUCUUGCUACAUCUUUCCCAAAGGGAACACUUGGAUCUAGGCCUAGGGGAAAUCCACAAGAUAGAGUAGUGAGCAAAGGCAGCUCCUUGGGAUUUUUUUAAUUUUAUUUCUUGCUUAUUUUUAAAUGUAUUAAAACUUGUAAGAGAAAAGCUCCAUCCAGUUCUCGGGACCUGUGGGUUUGAAAUGUAGGCUUUGCGCUGAAUGAGCUGCCAGGCUGUUCACACAGGUUGCAAAGUGUGAGGUGUUUUCAGAGAUAUUAAGUAAUGCCUUUGUUAUCUGUCCCCUUCAUAACCCUAGCAAAACCAGCAUAAUUUACAACACCUCCCCGCCUCAGCCAAAGGCAGCCUGUUACUUUAUAUGGAAAUGGGAAUUGCCAAGUGCUGAUAAUUUCACCCGUUUAAAAAAACAACAACGAACAGAUGACCCAAAAAAAGAGAGACUUUUUGAGCUUCCAGAUAGGUUAGAUUGUCUAUCAUUUGGAAGAAGAGGGAUAUUACCAAAUCUAGUUGAAGGAAUCUGGUGGCUGGGCUAUAAAACAUUAUUCAGCGCUUUGUCCAGAAAUUGUAUUUUUUAAUAAAAAAAAAACCAGCAUGGACACUUCAGAACAAAUGCAAUUUAUGGUCAUCAAAUUGCAGCAGUAACUGGGCUGUAUUGCGAGAGUAUGUUUCUAACAGCUUUUUGAGCCACCCAGAAUCGUUUUUCUGAGUGAGAUGGGCAGCAUAUAAGUUAAAUAAAUUAAAAAGAGAUAAGAUAAAUAAAUAAGCUUUGCAAUGUAAUAUAAUUGGACGUGAAUGCUGCAAAUCAGAAUUUGAGUGUUAUUGCCUGGUUUCUGUAUACUUUUUAAAGAAUGAAAUCCCAGUGGCAGACUAAUAGGGCUAUAACUUACAGGUUGAAUUUGACAGAUCAUCCCUGUAUUGGAGGGAAGAGAAUAGCCCACAGCAGACCAAGGAGUUACUUUCACUGGGAAACAAAAACCAGGAUAUUUUUUUUCUCCUGAACUAGAGCAGAACCUGGAACAUUAUUGAAAUUCCCUAAUCAACUUGGACCAGAAGAAUUCCCGGUGGCCACUUUAGAAGGAAAUAAAAGACUUGCGUGUGUAUACUUAACUGUCUCUCCAGGAAUUAGAAGGAG
Notechis scutatus (mainland tiger snake) is the source of this 4897-nucleotide messenger RNA. It is a transcript of the gene TBC1D16, whose product is annotated as TBC1 domain family member 16. The record is from RefSeq and is a predicted model, not a curated record. Gene Ontology annotation, cellular component: early endosome. Gene Ontology annotation, biological process: activation of GTPase activity. Lineage: Eukaryota; Metazoa; Chordata; Lepidosauria; Squamata; Elapidae. Gene Ontology annotation, molecular function: GTPase activator activity.